Gadus macrocephalus (Pacific cod) is the source of this 1193-nucleotide messenger RNA. RefSeq lists its product as uncharacterized. The record is from RefSeq and is a predicted model, not a curated record. The transcript is spliced from 3 exons. NCBI's taxonomy places the organism in Eukaryota, Metazoa, Chordata, Actinopteri, Gadiformes, Gadidae. Gene Ontology annotation, molecular function: DNA binding; protein heterodimerization activity; structural constituent of chromatin. Gene Ontology annotation, cellular component: nucleosome. Bases 37 to 1122 code for a protein of 361 amino acids.
GUACCGGACAUAUCAGUCAACACAACCCACAGCACUAUGUCUGGGCGAGGAAAAGGAGGAAAGGGACUCGGGAAGGGCGGCGCUAAGCGCCACCGAAAAGUUCUUCGUGACAACAUCCAGGGCAUCACCAAGCCCGCUAUCCGUCGUCUGGCUCGCCGAGGUGGUGUGAAGCGUAUCUCUGGCCUGAUCUACGAGGAGACCCGCGGUGUCCUCAAGGUGUUCCUGGAGAACGUGAUCCGUGACGCAGUCACCUACACCGAGCACGCCAAGAGAAAGACCGUCACAGCCAUGGAUGUGGUCUACGCCCUGAAGAGACAGGGUCGCACCCUGUACGGUUUCGGCGGACCCAAAUCCGCGCCGAAGAAGGGCUCCAAGAAAGCCGUUUCCAAGACCGCAGUCAAGGGCGGCAAGAAGCGCCGCAAGACCAGGAAGGAGAGCUAUGCCAUCUACGUGUACAAGGUGCUGAAGCAGGUCCACCCCGACACCGGCAUCUCCUCCAAGGCGAUGGGGAUCAUGAACUCCUUCGUCAACGACAUCUUCGAGCGUAUCGCUGGUGAGGCCUCUCGCCUUGCUCACUACAACAAGCGCUCCACCAUCACCUCCAGGGAGAUCCAGACCGCCGUCCGCCUGCUGCUCCCCGGGGAGUUGGCAAAACACGCCGUGUCUGAGGGCACCAAGGCGGUGACCAAGUACACCAGCUCCAAACAAGCAAUGGCCAGAACCAAGCAGACCGCUCGUAAGUCCACCGGUGGCAAAGCCCCAAGGAAGCAGCUCGCCACCAAGGCGGCCCGUAAGAGCGCCCCGGCCACCGGCGGCGUGAAGAAGCCCCAUCGCUACAGGCCCGGUACCGUGGCCCUGAGAGAGAUCCGCAGGUAUCAGAAGUCCACCGAGCUGCUGAUCCGCAAGCUGCCCUUCCAGCGCCUGGUGAGGGAGAUCGCCCAGGACUUCAAGACCGACCUCCGCUUCCAGAGCUCCGCCGUCAUGGCUCUUCAGGAGGCCAGCGAGGCCUACCUGGUCGGCCUGUUCGAGGACACCAACCUGUGCGCCAUCCACGCCAAGAGGGUUACCAUCAUGCCCAAAGACAUCCAGCUGGCCCGCCGCAUCCGCGGAGAGCGUGCCUAAAGCGACCUUCGUUACAUCCCCACAACGGCUCUUUUAAGAGCCACACAAUUUUUACAAAGGCUUCCUUUUGA